Molecule: messenger RNA, 8277 nt
Organism: Girardinichthys multiradiatus
Lineage: Eukaryota; Metazoa; Chordata; Actinopteri; Cyprinodontiformes; Goodeidae
Product: cadherin-4-like
Exons: 17
Coding region: 316-3114 (932 amino acids)
Biological process (GO): calcium-dependent cell-cell adhesion; cell-cell junction assembly; cell morphogenesis
Cellular component (GO): adherens junction; catenin complex; plasma membrane
Molecular function (GO): calcium ion binding; cadherin binding
Source: RefSeq, a predicted model, not a curated record
CAAAAGUUACCAGAGCCGCAACGAGUGUGUCUUUAAGUGCGUGUGUGGAGUUCUCCUGCACCGGGUGGCUGAAAGGAGGGGUUGGAGUGAGUGACGCUGGCUGCGCCUUUAUGCUGAGCGGAGCGCUCACCUGCAGACGAGAAGAGCCGGGGAAAACUCGGGACAGAGCGGCAGCACACACUGGGUGGGACAUAGCGAGCAGUCUUACCAAAGUGGAAGAGGAAAUUAAACGAUCACCGUGGAACAGACACAGAGCGACCCUCUUUUUCUCUGGUUCCUUGUCCAGGCAGCUGCGACUCGCUUGUACUCGCCACAAUGAGGACUGACUUCGCAUUGGUCCUGACGGCAGCUCUUCUUUUCGACACGUUUUGGCGGAAUAAUGGGGAGCACGCCUCCCAAGGUCCCUGCCGACCGGGCUUCUCAAAAAGCUUCUACUCCAUGCAGAUAUCGAGGGAUGUACUGCAAGGCCAGCGCGAAGUUAAAGGUACCACAGUAUCAUCACAAAAAGUGAAGUUUGACGACUGCAUGGGGAAUGAGGCCGUGGUUUUCCAGAGUACUGACCCCGUCUUCAGCGUGCGGACAGAUGGAUCCAUCUUUGCCAUGGGAAAUGGAGCCAACCUAGAUGAGCCGGUUCAGUUUACAGUGACGGCACAUGGCCGUCACACAAAUGUCUGGGAGACUGUGGUUCAACUGACACUGAUUGGCCUGUCAUCAUCGGGGCAAAAUGAAAAUGAGGUCACAGAGGAAGAAGGGAACAUCAGUGAGCAAAACCAGAAGAAGUUCCAGGCACCACUUCCUGUCAUAAUGUUCCCAGGGUCCCCAAUCAACAGCAUCAGGGGUCUCCGAAGGCAGAAGAGAGACUGGGUGAUCCCACCAAUCAAUGUGGCAGAAAAUUCUCGUGGACCAUUCCCGCAGAUGCUCGUCAGUAUUCGUUCAGACCAGGACCAGGACAUUUCAAUCCGAUACAGCAUCACUGGAGUGGGAGCAGAUCAACCACCCAACGAGGUGUUCAGCAUUGACCCUGUUCUUGGAAAGAUGUUUGUCACCAAACCUCUGGAUCGAGAACAUCGAUCUUCUUACCAUUUGCGAGCCCAUGCUGUGGAUAUGAAUGGGAACCAGGUCGAAAACCCUAUUGAUCUGUACAUCUUUGUAAUCGACAUGAACGACAACAGACCUGAGUUCAAAAACCAGGUCUACAAUGGUUCUGUGGAUGAAGGUUCUAAACCAGGAACGUACGUGAUGCAUCUGUCUGCAUUUGAUGCCGACGACAACACCACAGCUAAUGGAAUGGUGCGCUAUCGGAUCCUUUCCCAGAUGCCGCACAGUCCAAUACCUAACAUGUUCACCAUCAACAGUGAGACAGGGGACAUUAUGACAGUAGCGCCUGGACUCGACAGAGAGAAAGUGUCCCAGUAUACCAUCAUUGUGCAAGCCACGGACAUGGAGGGAAACCUUAACUUUGGCCUUUCUAACACAGCCACUGCCAUCAUCACUGUCACGGACAUCAACGACAACCCUCCCAUGCUGACCUCCAGGACUUUUUCUGGUGAGGUCCCAGAGAACACAGUGGAUGUUGCAGUGGCUAAUCUGACUGUUAUAGAUGCCGACCAGCCCCACUCACCUAACUGGAAUGCAGCUUACAGGAUCAUCAGUGGGGACCCAACUGGGCACUUCACCAUCCGCACCGAUCCCAUUACCAACGACGGCAUGGUCACUGUGGUGAAGCCAGUUGAUUUUGAGAUGAACCGGGCCUUCAUGCUGACAGUGGUGGUGUCUAACCAGGCCCACCUUGCCAACGGCAUCCAGUCUUCACUCCAGUCAACUGCUGGAGUCACCAUAUCUGUGAAGGACGUCAAUGAGCCCCCUUAUUUCCCCACCAACCCGAAACAGAUUCGAUUCGAGGAAGGUGUUCCCACCGGCACCAGCCUGACGACUUUCUCGGCUUCAGAUCCUGACAGACUCCAGAUGCAACAGAUAAUCAGGUAUUCAAAGAUGAACGACCCCGCAAACUGGCUGUCUAUCAACAGAACCAGCGGUCAGAUCAUAACAACAGGAAUGCUUGACCGGGAGUCUGUCUAUGUAAAAAACAACAUAUACGAGGCUACGUUUCUGGCUACAGACAAUGGCUUUCCUGCAGCUAGCGGCACAGGCACACUGCAGAUCUAUUUGAUAGAUAUUAAUGACAACCCCCCAGCGCUCGUACCAAGGGAGUCUCAGAUCUGCGAAAGGAUGAACAAGAACGUCAAUGGUGUGAACAUCACUGCCGCCGAUGCUGACACGGAUCCCAAUGCUGGACCCUUUGUCUUCGAGCUGCCCAACUUCCCCAGCAGCAUCCGACGCAACUGGACCAUUGCACGGAUCAGUGGUGAUUAUGCCCGUCUGGCUCUUCGGUACCAGGUUUACUUAGAACCAGGAAUGUACGAGGUCCCUGUCAUUGUGUCAGACUCGGGCAACCCUCCGUUGUCCAACAGGUCCGUCAUCAAAGUCAAGGUGUGUCCAUGCGAUGAAAAUGGAGACUGCACCACACUUGGUGCCAUCGCGGCUGCUGGUUUGGGAACUGGUGCCAUCAUCUCCAUCCUAAUCUGCAUCAUCAUACUGCUCUGCAUGGUUCUGUUGUUUGUGGUGUGGAUCAAGCGCAGGGAGAAGGAGAGGCAGACAAAGCAGUUGCUGAUUGACCCUGAAGAUGACGUCCGAGACAACAUACUCAAAUACGACGAGGAGGGGGGAGGAGAAGAGGACCAAGACUACGACUUGAGCCAGCUGCAGCAGCCCGACUCUUUAGAGCACAUCAUCAGCAAGCCGCCUGGCGUACGCAGAGUUGAUGAGAGGCCCAUAAUCCCAGAGUCCCAGUACCCCAUCAGACCAGUUGUGCCCCAUCCUGGAGACAUUGGGGACUUCAUCCAUGAGGGUCUGCGGGCUGCAGACAAUGACCCCACAGCCCCACCGUAUGAUUCCCUGCUUGUUUUUGACUAUGAGGGCAAUGGCUCCACCACUGGUUCAGUCAGCUCGCUCAACUCUACCAGCACAGGAGACCAGGACUAUGACUACCUCAACGACUGGGGACCCCGCUUCAAGAAGUUGGCUGACAUGUACGGGGGUGGGGAUGAAGACUAAAAAUCCAACCCCGUCUCUCACACACACACACACAUGCACCCUUGACCCGUCAGCUGGCCUGCCAAGCUCUGUCUCUAAAACACAAUGGGGCUAUUAAACCCUUCUUCAACACGUUAAAAAUGACAUGAUCACAGGACCAAUCAACCAAUCUAAUAACCCACCACAGAGGGCGUGUGUCACUUCCAGGUGAUCUUCUCAACCGGCUCCUGCUCUAAGCCUGUCUAAGACAGUAAUGGAAGCUCUGAUUUGCAGGCUUGGUGUCGUAUCUACUCUCAAACUCUUUGGUUACUUUGAUUACUUUAUUUUAGGUCUGGUUUUAUUUCAGUUUCUGUUGCCUUUUCUUGUCCUCAGUCUUGUUUGAUUCAGACGAUUCCUUUUUCCUGAGGGAUUUCACUUUUCCCUCGCUGUCAGCCCACCUGCCUGCCUCUUUGAAGGAGCUUUAGGUUGAGCUACAUGCUUUGUCUGAGGCAAACAAAAGUGAGAAAAAAAGGUAACACAGAUAUGAAAGUCCUCUUUACAUGGAGGGCCCUCAUUCAUUCUUUCCUGAACUUGAAUUACUUAGAACAGAAGCACUGUUGUUUAAAAAAGUGCCUUCAGUGGUGCGUUUCUUUUACAGACUCCUGCAAUCUCAGGAUUGGUUGCCAUUCUCUGGACCUACAGGCCCCGACAUGACCCCAGACCCUUUAAUUCAGACCUACCUUGUUAUUCCUCCCGUCCGGCAGGGCCGCAGUAUCGGUGGGAGAUGUCAGUGCUGGUUUGAGAGGAGCAGCGACUGGCUUUAGAGGGCCAUUCAUUCAGACAUACUGUACAUAGGCCUACAGUGUGUCUCUAGGUAAUGGACAAAUCAUUAGGUAUUUUGAGUCAGACGUACCUGUGCUCCUAAAUCACAGUUAGCUAGAAUGUGAUUGCUGAAAUCACAGAAACAUACGAAGAGACUGUCUUAGAAAAUAAAUGCAUUGUCUUUGUUUCUUGUAGCAACAGCAGCUGUGUUUGUUUUGAGCUCUCUGUGUGUAAGAGAUUGGGCUUGUUACUAAAUCUGAAGGUUGCCAAGUCAAAUGUGUUAUGUCUGCAAUGUUACUGGGUAUGAAGAACUUAUGAAGAUUACCUUUAAGAUCAUCUAACAUUUGCAUAUUUAAUCUUCUGGUCAAAUUUGCAAUUUGUGUGGAAAACAUGUUGUGGAAGUAUAACAGCGAAAGUUACAAAUAUAACUCAAGGACCAACACAGAAGUGCGAAUUUGUCCUUUCUGUAUUCUGAGUUUUUACUUUAGUUAGCUCAAUUUUAUUAUCCUAUAAACGUUUGACUUAAAAUUUAGAUUCUGGACUCAGAAGUUAGAGAUGCACAGAUUAAUUGUUUGAUUUUUAGCUUGUGCUCCUGACUGGUAAGGUCGGGACAAAAAUCAGCAAGACUCUUAAAUGUGGAAGUUGUUAAUGGGGAAAGAAGACUGAAAGUUAGCUCUUUGAGUACCAAUGAGAAUUUUAAAAAUGAAGUCAAUGAAAGCGAAAUAUGUGUAAGAAGCUAUUUAAAAGGUAGGGUUUGUUCUACAGAGACAUAUCGGCUGUUCUUUCUGGCUGCAUGUUGCUUCCCCGUCAUUUAGGAUUUUUACAGUUUUGUUUUUUACAUACACAACUUGUCUGGGUUCAAAAAUUAGCAGUUUGCCACAGGUAGUCAUUUUAUCACACCCUUGGGGAUUUAUGUCAAACUGGCUAAGCGACGAAUUCAUAUCAAAUCUGACUUCAGCAGACAACAGGAAGGCUAAAAAGCAUACAUUGAAGUAACUCAAUUUCAUCCUAUUCAACGUUUAACCAUUUUGACUGUAGAUCAUGCUGGAUUUGGAAAUGUUGGCAUACUUUUGUAAAUUUAUUAAAUUUAAACUAAGCUUACGCGUUAUUCAGGGACUACACUUGAAGCCUACUGUUCACAGUUAUUGUUGAUAACUGCUUUAAUUGCAAACAAAUGAGUUGCUAAAGGACUUGUAAAAUGUCAGCUCCCUUAUCAAUUUUUCUUUGUUGCAAAACCCGCUCUGACACACAGGGCGACGUCUCUUCUGCUUCUAAUAUAUGUGGUUAUUUUCAAAUCAUGGCAGGAAGGCUGGAAAAAAAUACACUGUUAUUGACAUCUCUUACAGAGGAAAAGACUAAAGUCUGUAUUGGCAGGUCAAGACAAGAUUGGUGCAUCUCUAACAGUAACUGUGGGGAAAUAAGCCAGGGCCAGGAACCAGCUCUCUUUAAGCGGUGUUACCUUUAUUAGAAAUGUUUGUCUGGAAAAUCCUGACAUUAAGUUUAAGAGAUUUUAAGAAAGGUAGAUACGUGUGACGUUUGUGUACUUUGGUAAUGAGGCACUUCUUAAUGUAUUUGCUGCAGGCCUGUGAGCAUUGUAAACUUAUUUUGUAGCACAUCAGGAACUGCUGGAGAUGUAGUUUGCUUAUUACAUUGUUUGAAUAUUCAAAAUAUUUCACAAAGGUACAGGGAGAUGCUGAUCAAUAACAUAAGUAAUUCAGAUGCUGGUAGGUUUGUACUGGUUUUUACUGAUAACUCACAUGAAGAGCUAAAAAGGGCAGCAAAUGUAAAGGAAUAAUCCGUUUUUUUAAUGUUUCGCUUAACCUGUUCAGGUUUUAUUCAACAAGAUUUAGAUGUUUUAACAAAAUAAGACAAGUAGGUCGGCAUGAGCUGGUUUGAGAUUUUCACAAUAUAAUGUCCUUGAGGAAACGUAAAUAACAAGUUUUUACUGUAUCAUGGUAUUUACACAAAAAUUUAAAACCAAACUGUAUUCAAUUAUUUAAUUGCUUUUAUGAGAAAAAACUAGGUUACUAAUAUUCCUGCUUCUGCCAAAAUAAUAUAUUCAUUUAGUUGUAUUGAUGUUUUUACUUAUUUCCUUGAUUAUUAAUUCAUUCAUUUGUUCUUCUAUGUUAGGUGUCCUUGGGUUUUAGAAAGGUGCCAUUAAAUAAAAUUUAUUAUUAUCUAUACCAUACUUUAUUUUGAUGCAUAAAUUUAAGCAAAACAUUUCAAUAAACACAGCAUGAUUUUACUAGCAGUUUUAGCCAAUAGGCUUGUUGCACACAAUAUUAGCCCUUUUUGCUAUUUUUCAUAGAUGAACAGAAGUGUAAUAAUAUAUUAGCUGCUUAAAUAAUUGGACCAUCUGCUCGGUUAAAAUCUGAAGCUGGCUUCCUAACUUCACAUCCUGCUCAUAGCUUGUCAAUAAGGGGAAAGUGUAGUAGCCUCCAUUCAGCCAGCAAACAGCCAUGCGCAGCAACAGGUGGGGGAGGGAUAUUACUUUGGUCACUUCUGGAAUUCCUCUCCAAUCUCCUUUAAAGGACUUUGUAAAAACAGCAUGACAGAUAGUUUUAGCAGCUUUGAAACCUUGGCACACCUUGAUACCGGUAACCAGCAUGUGGCUACAAGUAUGUAGAAUGAUUAAAAAUGGACUGUUGAGAAAAAAAAUUAAUAUUUGCCUGUAGAUGUAUAUUGAAGGUGGAGAGCUUGAUUUGACUAUAAAAAACUAAAAGAACAACCAAUCCAGUGUAAAUAAAAAGGUCAACAGGGUCACUUUGGUUCAAUUCACAGGCUGAUAAGUAUAAAUUGCUGCUUAUAGAAUCCAGAAACAGUGAUCAUUAGGAUAGCCACCAGCUCAGAUAUGAGAACAGAGAGAGAUGUUUCCACAGCUCACUUCUAGAUAAACUCUUAUCUGUGUGACUGCCUCUUAGCCUGAAGAAUAUCCUCACAAAAUAAACACAGCUGUUAGUUCCUACUUGUGAUUCUUUCUGACAUAUAAAUGUUGUAAAUAUGGAACCUUUUUAUACAUGUGGUGACAUUAGUUUAUCUGUGCAGUCUUUUUUUCCACUAUAGUUUGGUUUCAAAUGAAUACUUGGCAAAUUAUAUUUCACAAAAAGCCAUGUGCGUUUACUAGAAUUUGUAUAAAUCUGUACAGACUGACAGCCAUACUUGUAUUGCAUCAUCGUGGCGAGAGGGUUCCACUCCAAACCAACCUGUACAGUACACACACACUCCUCUAGGCCUUACUGUAUAUAUGAGAGUGUUCUAUAUUAUAUGAGCCCAUUCUGCAGUGUUUUAAUUCAGCCGAAUAGCAACACUAUGACUGAUGACCAUCCUCUCUCCAAAGAAAAAAAAAUGUAGUGCUGGUGUUCUAUAAUCCGACAUUCAAAUCAGAUUCUGGGCCCAACGAAAAAGGGCAGCCAAGCUUUAUAAACUGUGUUACAUUUAGAUACGUGACACAUUGUCAUUAUGAUACUGAAUGUUUUCAGACUGUUAGCAGCAAGGCACCGAUGCAUAGACUGAAACUUGACCCCAUUGAUAUUCAAUAUAUAAGGCAAAAUAAAGAAGAUCCUGUUACAUUCCUGGUCCAUUUGUCAUAUUGACACUCUCUUGCUUAUGUAAGGGGAGAAUUCACAAAUGAAAACCAAGAAGGAACAACUGCACUGCCAAAGUUCAACCCUGAGUUCGGUCUGACGCCUGGGGUUACUCAAAGAACACCUGGUCACUGCUGGCUGUUCAGGACUCUUUAUAACCAUGGACACAGACCUGAAGGGUGAUUCUAAAAUAUGCCAAACUUUGGUUCCACUAUGGCCUGACUCCCAAAUAUGGGCAGCAGGCUUUCACAUGAGUCCUCCCACUAUUCAAGUCCAAGUGUACAUAAUGUAAUAUUUGCUUGAAGCUAAACAGACCAUGUUAGGCAAGCUGUAACUGUACAAUUGGAGCUUUUUGCAUGCGUCUUUUUUAUAAUGGGCAGAUGAGUUCUACUACAGCAACCAUUGCAACAAUUCAAAAACUGUGCAGCCUGCAUGACGGAGGCUGGAGUCCAGAUGGGACUCUGGUGUACACAUAUUGUUUCAAAUGAAGGAGAGAAAAAAAAAGCUGAAAAAAAAAUAUUGCACAGGUACCAAGUCAAACGACUUUUUUGUAAAUUGCCAACAGCACAAAAAUUUUAUAUUGUUGUUUGUACCUUUUUUUUAAAAGAAAGGAAAAAACAAAGGGAAGGAGUCUGUUAUUUCGAGCGUGUGUUUAUAGUGCCACUGCAAUCUUGGUUUUCAGAAAUACCAUACAGUACAUGCACAGCCUUGCAGAUAAACCUUGUAAUAUAGACGCUGAGCCAGAGAUUCCCUGUCAGCAUCAUGUGUUAUAAAUAAAAAAUUCCCCACUUUGUAAGAA